GCGGAUUCUCACGGGCAUCGUGGUUGGUUCCCUGGCGGCCACAGUGCCAGUUUAUCUGUCCGAAAUUAGUGAUCCUACGCACCGUGGCUUUAUUGGCGGUCUUUCUGGAUUCAAUCUGUCGUGCGGCAUCAUGGUGUCCAACUGGGUGGGGUUUGCCUGCAAUUAUGCUCCCUAUGGCCAGCUCCAGUGGCGCCUUCCUCUUGCCCUGCAAAUCCCUUGGGGUGUCAUCAUGUUCAUCGGACUGAUCACCUUCAUGCCGAACUCACCACGGCAUCUUCUCCAGAGAGGUAAGGUUGAGGAGGCCCGCAAAGCUUUCGUCCGAGUCCGCCGCGACCUCCAGUCCGACGAGGUACAUGAGUUUGCCUUGAUGACAUCCCAAAUCGCCUUUGAGCAUGAGCAACGCAGCCCGUCUUGGGCGAGCAACUUCAAGCGGUACCGUCAUCGUGUCUUGGUGCAGGUAAUUCUUCAGGCGGCUGGAGUGUUUACGAGAGAGUUAACCAAACAACCAGGUCCAUCUCAGUUCAGAUCUGACCGCCAUUACCGGUGUCAAUGUGAUUCAGGAAGCACAUGCGUAUACCGAGAGAAAGGCCAACCCGGCCUACGUCCUGGGUAUGGCAAGGCCAUCGAACAACGUUUGAGUCAACUAGAGACCACGAUGGAAAAGAUGAACCAGUCGAUCCAAGAUAUUCUCAGCCGCGUCCCACCAGACUUCACCACUCCCAGCAACAACGCAGCCUUGCAGAACUCGAAUCCUGAAGCCGAAGCGAAUCCUUCGUCGGCAUGGGCGGGUCCAGAUAGUGGCCCUGGAAUGUGGCAGCAGCCUCAGCAGCUGGCAGACAUGCCUUCUUUCGCUCUUAGUCCGAUCAUGGAUCGCAUGCCCUCCUCAGUUGGCAUGCCGCAACUGAACGACACAGAGACUGGUCUACCGCCGACAAAUGUGAUGCAGGAGCUUGUAGAGCUGUUCUUCGAACUGGUCCAUCCAUGGAUGCCCAUGUUCUGCAAAUCCAAUUUUACGGACAACAUCUUGGCUCCGGAGCGUCAGGUCUUGCUCCAUGGCAUCUUAGCAGUGACCUUUCACUUUUGGAGGAAAUCUGCCCCGUCGGCCAAAGAGCGAGACCAUUUCAUCAAAACCUCACUAGUGCAGGUACUCCUGAAGACCAUCGACGUGUGCACCCUGGUCUCGACUCAAGCACUUGCGCUCCUGGCUCUGGACUCCCUUGGCCAAGGCCCGGGUCCACGAACAUGGAAUGUCAUGUCCAUGCUUGUGCGACAUCUGGGACUCGCAAAGAGUCCUUCGCCGACCACACCGGAGACCAACACGCCACUAGUGAGAAAUGAGGACGACGACAACGGGGCGGGCGUUUCCAACAUUGCCGUGGAGGCGAAGCGACGUCUGUUCUGGAUUAUCUACGGUCUUGAUCGCUUUUCCAGUGCCUCGCACGGCCAGCCCGGUGGCAUCGAUGCAAAGAAUAUUCGAAACUCACACACCACCGUUGUCCUGCCGCCCUGUGGCACCACAACAUUGACUUGCUGGCUUUGAUGGACCGUUCCAAUCAGCUUCUCAUCAAGCCACUCGAUCUGACGCUGCCUGCUCAUUGUCAAGAGUGGCAGAGCAUCUUCCGGCGCCUCGAC
Molecule: messenger RNA, 1632 nt
Organism: Exophiala xenobiotica
Lineage: Eukaryota; Fungi; Ascomycota; Eurotiomycetes; Chaetothyriales; Herpotrichiellaceae
Exons: 3
Coding region: 131-1540 (469 amino acids)
Biological process (GO): DNA-templated transcription; transmembrane transport
Cellular component (GO): membrane; nucleus
Molecular function (GO): zinc ion binding; transmembrane transporter activity; DNA binding
Source: RefSeq, a predicted model, not a curated record